UUGCCGGCAUUAGAAUAUUUGAGUGUGUCGCAUCAUGAAAUGUACCUCGGCGUUCUAAGCUGUUCAUCUGUAUAGGUUUGAUCCAAGAUACUGCAACCGUCUUGAAAGAAGUAGAAGCAGUAAUAAAACAAGGGAGAAUUUUCACUCUUCUCAGUUUCAUGUGCAGCGAAAUAUUCUUCUUUGAACCGACAAUGCAAGUAACCAGCACUUAUAGGAAAAAUCUCUUAUCAAGGGGGACACUUUUGCUCCUUCAUGCUUGUAACAAAACACAUACACAAAGCUGAUUCCUCGAUCAACAACACCAUAAAUGACUUGAAUUUAGCAACAUGAAGCUAUCAAUCUCUUCAAUUUUUUCCCUGUUUCUUUUAAGUUUACUGGCAUCUACAUCGGCGCAACCACCAUCUUCAAAGCAAAGCAGUUUUCUCCAAUGCCUCUCAUAUCAUUCUAAGUCUUCUAUUCCAUUUUCUAGUACCUUUUUCACUCCAGAUAGUUCCGUAUUCACUACCAUCCUAAAUUCAACUGCACAAAACCUCAGGUACUUGAUCCCUUCAAAGCCAAAGCCAGAGUUCAUUUUCACACCAACACAUGAAUCCCAUGUUCAAAAUGCUGUGAUUUGUUCAAAACAGCUUGGGAUACAUCUCCGGGUCCGAAGUGGAGGGCAUGACUAUGAAGGUCUCUCAUAUGUGUCCCAAAUUGAAACACCUUUCAUGAUUCUAGAACUUGCGGAGCUUCGAUCAGUUAAUGUUGAUAUACAAACCAAUAGAGCAUGGAUUCAAGCUGGAGCCACACUUGGUGAAGUUUACUAUAGAAUUGCAGAGAAAAGCAGAACUCACGGCUUUCCGGCUGGUCUUUACACGAGCGUAGGUGUCGGAGGCCAUAUAACUGGAGGUGCAUAUUGUACUUUGAUGAGGAAGUAUGGCCUUGCAGCUGAUAACGUCCUGGAUGCCAGAAUAGUUGAUGUCAACGGCAAAAUUCUUGACCGAAAAACCAUGGGAGAAGACUUGUUUUGGGCAAUCAGAGGAGGAGGAGGAGCAAGCUUUGGGAUCAUCCUUUGGUGGAAGAUUAAGUUGGUUCCAGUUCCAUCAACUGUGACAGUUUUUUCAGUUUCCAAGACCUUGGAACAAGGUGCCACCCAGGUCCUCCAUAGAUGGCAACAAGUAGCUGCUACUAAGCUUGAUAAAGAUCUCAACAUAAGAGUUCUGAUACAACCUACAGUAGUUGAUAGCAGAAGUGGCAAGAGAACUGUCACAACUCUUUACCAAGGUCAAUUCCUGGGUGGUGUUAAAAGGCUCCUCAAGGUUAUGCAAACACAGUUCCCCGAGCUAAAAUUGACAAGAAAAGAUUGUACGCAAACAAGUUGGCUCAAAUCUGUGAUGUACAUAGCAGGUUAUGCAGAUGAAACUCCGCCUGAGAUUUUGCUACAAAGAAACUCUACAUUCAAGAUCUACUUCAAAGCCAAAUCAGACUUCGUCACAGACCCGAUUCCUGAAACUGUGCUUGAGGGACUAUGGAAAAGGAUGUUAAAGGAAACCAGACCUGUGAUUAUUUGGAAUCCAUAUGGGGGUGUGAUGAGGGAAAUUUCAGAGUCAGCAAUACCCUUCCCACACAGGAACGUUCUCUUCAAAAUUCAGUACUUGACUGCAUGGCUAGAUGCAAAUGAAGACGAGGCAAAGCACAUGAAUUGGAUCAGGAAUCUCUACAACUACAUGGCCCCUUAUGUUACGAAGUCUCCAAGGCAAGCAUAUGUGAAUUACAGGGAUCUUGACCUGGGGAUAAACGAGAAGAACACUAGCAUUACUAAAGCAAGUGUUUGGGGUAAAAGGUAUUUCAAGGACAACUUUUACAGAUUGAUAGAGAUCAAAAACAGAGUUGAUCCUCAUAAUUUUUUCAGGCACGAACAGAGCAUCCCACCUCUUUAAGCUCACUCAAGCAGAACCUUGAUUAAAUAGUUAUGAAGGUGUAACAACAGUCAGCUGAGACUGUUGAGGCGUUAUUUUUUUUUUUGAAUGAAAAUGAUUCAAUUAUAAUAGGAAUAACAUAUGCAUGUAGACAGUGUCCUGUGAUAUCGUGAAUUCUAGAUCAAAUGUACCA
This is a messenger RNA of Argentina anserina (silverweed cinquefoil), 2091 nucleotides long. Its product is annotated as berberine bridge enzyme-like 13. The record is from RefSeq and is a predicted model, not a curated record. The coding region runs from base 327 to 1919 and encodes 530 amino acids. Gene Ontology annotation, molecular function: FAD binding; oxidoreductase activity. The transcript has 2 exons. NCBI's taxonomy places the organism in Eukaryota, Viridiplantae, Streptophyta, Magnoliopsida, Rosales, Rosaceae.